AUGGCAGCAGAUGAGCAGCCUUUACGUCUCUCUCCUGCUCUUCUUCCUCCACCAGUAGAUCUACUUGUAAACGACCAAGAGGAGGAGGAAGUAGAGAAUGAGGAUAUCCCAGCACCUGCCGCUCCUUCUCCUUUUGCUAGUGGUGGAUUCGACAUAGACAGCUUCACUCGUGAUCACUUGCACUGCCCCUCCUGUGGCAAGUACUAUGAUGAUCCUAGGACACUACCUUGUCUGGACAGCUACUGUAGAGAAUGUCUUGAAGAGAAGACAAGAGAGCAGAUGGAGGAAGCGGAGAGAGAGCGUGAAAGGGAAGGAGAGGAAAACCGAGAGAGUGAAGACUCGGACAAAGAAUACAACGAGGCUCUUAGAACAUUUGAUCUCAGCCCCUGCCCGUCCAGCACUACAGGUUCAACUAUGUCUCAGCGCUCAGCUAGAAAUGAUGAUUUUGAUCCUGUCAGUAGAUCUAACGACUUCCAUUGUCCUCAAGGCUGUAGGCGUUAUACUGGCAUAAAGUUUGAUCCUCAAGAUGGUAGUAUUAGUGGAAUCCCACCAUCAAACAAAUCCCUCAAGAACAUGGUACAAGGUGUUCAAUUGCACGAAGGUUUGAAAGCCGGGGAAAUUCUCUGUGGCGGAUGCGAUAAGGAAAAACCUGCAAUUGCUGCCUGUAGUAAUCCAAAGUGUGCCAAUCUCCCUCUCUGUUCUGAGUGUGUGGGUAGUCAUUUGACCACGUCAGAGCCAGAAUCACAUUUAUUAAUCUGUGUCAACAAAGGUGGUGAGGGAAACAACAAAAAUGGUAAAAAGCGAAAUUUGCGAAAUGGCUGGCGUUGCGAGUUCCACCCCGACGAAGUUGUUGAUCGAUAUUGCUAUAAACAUAAAGUGGUCAUAUGCAGGGAUUGUCAUUUGUGCCCUCAGCGAGAGUGUACCCCUGACUGCAAUAACUUUACUCUACUGAGCCAAGAUUGUAUGAAGGAUGAAGAGCCUGCCAUUGCUGAAUUGCUUGACAGAGUUAAUUCUUUGCACGAUAAAAUAAAAUAUUCCAUCAAGGAUAUUGACACGAUGAAGAAAGAGCUGAGGAAGAAUAAGAAAUGGGCAUACCGUGCAAUUGAUGAGCAGUACAAGAAGCUAGUUGACAGCCUAAGGCAGCAGAGAAGAGAUCUCAUCAAUAAAACAUACCACGUAUACAAGAGGAAAUGGGACAACCUCAAAGAUCACCAGGAUGCUCUUAAGCGUAUCUCGGAUACAUUUCAAAGGAGCGUUGAUUUCAUUGGAGGGUCUGUGAACAUGGCAAUACCAACAGAGUUCAUGUUCCUUAAGGAGAGCUUUCAUGAGGGUUUAAAUUACCUAAUUGAUCGUUACAAGAACUCUUACAUGCUGCCUUCAGAUGUGAACCAAAGGAUACACCUCAAGUUAAAUGAUACUUUUAGCAUAGACGGUGGUACUCUUGGGCAGGUUGUUGGAACGCCAUUUAUUGAAAACUAUACCCUGGAGUCUUUCCCAAAUCCAGUCCGUUCUCAAAGAGCUUACUCAUUUAAGAUUCAGAGUCGUGAUAUAUGCAGGACAGAAGUUGCUGGUAAUGUGCCAAUGCUUAAGGCAACUAUCUGUUCUAUUGCAAGCCUAGAACCAGUUGAAUGCUUUGUUCGACUCAAUAACGAGGAAGGAGUUUAUACAGUUUAUUUCCACCCGUUUACAGCUGGUAGGCACAUGAUUAGUGUAUUUCGUCACCAGGAUCCUCUUGAGGGAAUUCCUGUGAGGGGAUGCCCUUUCUAUAUUGAUGUUAAACCUUAA
Messenger RNA from Amphimedon queenslandica, 1785 nucleotides. Its product is annotated as E3 ubiquitin-protein ligase TRIM9-like. Gene Ontology annotation, molecular function: ubiquitin protein ligase activity. The coding region runs from base 1 to 1785 and encodes 594 amino acids. Lineage: Eukaryota; Metazoa; Porifera; Demospongiae; Haplosclerida; Niphatidae. The record is from RefSeq and is a predicted model, not a curated record. The transcript has a single exon.